Helicoverpa zea (corn earworm) is the source of this 1583-nucleotide messenger RNA. Its product is annotated as succinate--CoA ligase [ADP/GDP-forming] subunit alpha, mitochondrial-like. The coding region runs from base 124 to 1122 and encodes 332 amino acids. Gene Ontology annotation, cellular component: succinate-CoA ligase complex (ADP-forming); mitochondrion. Gene Ontology annotation, biological process: tricarboxylic acid cycle. NCBI's taxonomy places the organism in Eukaryota, Metazoa, Arthropoda, Insecta, Lepidoptera, Noctuidae. The record is from RefSeq and is a predicted model, not a curated record. The transcript is spliced from 5 exons. Gene Ontology annotation, molecular function: succinate-CoA ligase (GDP-forming) activity; succinate-CoA ligase (ADP-forming) activity.
UGUCAGUUACGUAAUGGCUGAUGAGAUUAUAAGAACCAUCUGUCAGUCAUCAUUAGUGUCAUUUAGCUAAAUUAUUUGAAUUCUGGACUCCUUCCUUUUUUCCAAAUAAUAAUCUGCUGUAAAAUGGCUGUGCCGAUCCGGAAUUUAUCACGGUUUAAAGAUGUGUUGAAGCUAGGAUCUGUGUCAGUCAGAUACUCAUCAGAAUAUGCCAGCACAAACACUAAUUUACUGCUGACCAAAGACACUAAAGUCAUCAUACAGGGAUUCACCGGCAAGCAGGGUACAUUCCAUGCUCAACAAGCAAUUGAAUAUGGCACAAACAUUGUUGGUGGAGUAUCUCCUAAGAAAGCCGGCAAGGAACAUCUCGGCAAACCGGUGUUUGGAACGGUGAAGGAAGCCAUGGCUGCAACUGGUGCUACCGCUACUGCUAUCUAUGUACCUCAGGGCGGAUCUGCCCAAGCGGUGUUGGAAGCCAUUGAAGCGGAAAUGCCCCUCAUUGUCUGCAUCACUGAGGGUAUUCCCCAGCAUGACAUGGUGCGCGUGAAACACGCACUUUUACGGCAGAACAAGUCCCGUCUUUUGGGCCCCAACUGCCCAGGCAUCAUCUGUCCGCCGGCUAACUGCAAGAUUGGUAUCAUGCCCGCAUCCAUCCACAAGCCUGGGUGCAUUGGUGUUGUGUCCCGAUCAGGCACCCUAACUUAUGAAGCUGUCCAACAGACCACCGAGCAAGGGCUGGGCCAGACCCUUUGCGUCGGUAUUGGAGGAGAUCCGUUCAACGGUACCAACUUCAUUGACUGCCUAGAUCUCUUCCUCAAGGAUGACAACACAAAGGGCAUUGUGCUCAUCGGCGAAAUCGGUGGCAAUGCCGAGGAACAAGCAGCUGAGUUCCUCAUUGAACGCAACACAGGUCGCAAUGCGAAGCCAGUGGUAUCAUUCAUCGCUGGACUGACAGCCCCACCCGGCAGGCGGAUGGGUCACGCUGGUGCCAUCAUUUCAGGCGGCAAGGGAGGCGCCAUGGACAAAAUAAAGGCUUUAGAAAAAGCUAACGUGCUGGUCAGCCGCUCCCCAGCUAAAAUGGGUAGCAUCCUCUUCAAAGAAAUGAAACGAUUACAGAUUGUCUAAGCGACGCGUUAAGCAUACAUUCUCGUUGUUAUUUGACGUUAAUAUGCAUGAUAUUUACGUAUGCGAUGUAUAGUCUUAUAGUAAUAACAUGCUACUAUUUAUUUGCACUGUUGUCCCGUCAACAGUUUAUUCAAGUUUACUUGCCGGGAAAAAAGGAAGGAAGACAGAAUUAAGUGACACUAGAUGAUUACAUUAUUGUACCUACUUAAAGCUAUAGUUAAUUUUUGUUAUAUGUUCUGUAAAGCUGGUGGUUUAAGACACGAAUCGUUAUCCGAGCACUCAUUCGUAGUAUUAAGAACUCAUAUUAAUGUUAUAAGAGUUACCUUUGAUUCGAACAAAAUCGACUCUGCGGUAGUUAAUAAAAAUUAUGAAAUAUAUUCUAGAAUUCCUAUUCGUUACGCUUGGCGAUGUUGUGUCUAACAUAUUGUGAACUCGAAAUAUAUGCAUACUAUCCAACUAAA